Molecule: messenger RNA, 798 nt
Organism: Eremothecium cymbalariae DBVPG#7215
Lineage: Eukaryota; Fungi; Ascomycota; Saccharomycetes; Saccharomycetales; Saccharomycetaceae
Gene: MIA40
Product: Mia40p
Exons: 1
Coding region: 1-798 (265 amino acids)
Biological process (GO): protein import into mitochondrial intermembrane space
Cellular component (GO): mitochondrial intermembrane space
Molecular function (GO): protein-disulfide reductase activity
Source: RefSeq, a predicted model, not a curated record
AUGUAUCGCCAAUCAUCGCUUAACGUCUUUAAGAACGUUCUUAGACGUACAAUAUUGUCUCAGAGACAGCAAUUCUUUCGUUAUUCGUCUAACUCAUCGAAGGCAAACCCCCUCUUCAAGGAUGUCAAUAUUCCAGCGAUGAUUCUUGCAUCAAGUGUCACUCUGGGUGCCAUUUACAUGGUUUGUCCUCUGAAGAUGAAGGUAAAGAAGGACAAAGUGCGUUCAUCAGGGGCGGCAGUGAUUGCAUCGUCAUCUGUAGGUCAGGAUACACUUGUGGGGGGCGAUGAUGUUGAGGAACCCUUGGAGGAAGCAACGGAAGUAACGGGGGAACAAUUAAUUGAGCCUUCUGAUCAUUUUGCGAAUGGUUCAGAUGAAAAUGGAGUGACAGAGCAUGUAGCGGAUGCAGCUGAAACAGUGGUAGAAAAUGGUAAUGUUUCUGUUCAAGAGUCAGCGUAUGACCCGGGAACUGGUGAAAUUAACUGGGAUUGUCCUUGUUUAGGAGGUAUGGCCCAUGGACCUUGUGGAGAGGAAUUCAAGGCGGCCUUCUCAUGUUUCGUGUAUUCUGAGGCGGAUCCCAAAGGUAUUGAUUGUGUUGAAAAAUUCCAGGCAAUGCAGACAUGCUUCAGACAAUAUCCUGAACACUAUGCUGAGCAAUUAAAAAAUGACGAAGAGGAAAUUGCUGAAGAACAGUUGAAUGAGACACAUUCCGGUCAGGGUUUAGCUGCUACAGAUGGUGAUUUCUCAGUGGGAACUACCUUGCAAUCCUCUACUGAGUCUAGCGAUGCUAACGGACAGUGA